Messenger RNA from Postia placenta MAD-698-R-SB12, 2256 nucleotides. RefSeq lists its product as hypothetical. Lineage: Eukaryota; Fungi; Basidiomycota; Agaricomycetes; Polyporales; Adustoporiaceae. The record is from RefSeq and is a predicted model, not a curated record. The annotation marks the transcript as partial. The transcript is spliced from 7 exons.
GUCAUCGGUGGCGGUCCGAGUCUCAACCGUCUUGCGUUCGACCAUAGCCUACCUUCAACCACAACACACUCAAACGCGCUUGAAAUCAUACCUUCGCUAAACUCGAUGUUGUGGUUACAGAUAGCAACCCAACUGGGCAUCGCCCUCCUCACCUUCAUCACGCACACCCAGACAUACGGCAAUCUCUACAUACCCCUGACGAUCGGAGAUUUCAUCGACGCUGCAGUCCCCCACAUCCUCUUUAUCGCCGACCACGCCGCGCACUCACUCCUAGCCUCCUCUGUCCCUUCCCUCCCUGCUCCUCCUAUUCGCCAUGGGAUCUCAGCCCCACCGAAGACGGUAUUAUCCAAGGACCUGAUACUGUGGACGCCCGUUGGGCUCCCGGUGUCUGCGGGCCUUCACUUGCCGACCCUCACGGCAGCGCCCAUCCCGUGCCUGUUGACCAUCACGGAGAUGCGCACCCACGGGUUGGGGCCACAACUCGAAUACCCGACGAAGGAUCUUGUCGUCUGGGAGGGGCACACAGGCGAACUGGUUGAUGCAUCCGGGUCGACGUACUUUGUCACGAGCGGCAUCCUGGCCAUCGCCAUCAUAUGCGGUGCAUGCAUGAUUGUGAACGCAUUCCGUAGUCAGUACAUUACGAUACUCCGGGCAUCUUUCAAGGCAUACCUAUGGUCCAUCUUGUUCACUGGCAUUCCCAAUGCAGAUGCCGGUGCAGCCCCGCCGUCCAACGUCGAGCUCGCGUGGGACGGCGAGGAUGCAUCGGUCGACGUCUCUGACCGGGAACUGGCUACCGGGGUCAUCAAUGGCUCGAACGCGCAUGUCCGCCACAAUAAGGCACCGACCAUGUCCUUAUACCCAGACACAGUGGCCGCUCAUCUCGAUGACGGUCAAGCUGUAGAUACCCAGGAUAUACGGUGCACAGAACGUGCGCAGGCGGGGACGGGAAUCGAAGCAACUGGCCCACACCCCCCAGCUAGGAUUCAUGGGCAAGACCUCUUGAUACCAGACGUGGCACUGCUUCCGCAAGAUCCUCAGUCAAGCUCGUCCACCCCUCCGCUACCAUCUGCCUCUCAGCCUGUAUCGCCCUCCCAUGACGUCGCCAUCUCGUUCGGCACGCUCCUGGUAGCAUCUACGCAGGAAAUGUGCGACAGUUAUGAGAGGCGGUGCAAGGAAAUCCUCGACAGCGUACAAAAGCAACUUCUGGAACUUCUGAAAAGGAACACGCACACACCACAGGGCAUGGACUACGCCCAGCAGCACCACACGAUCUGCAUUGAACGGAAUAGCCAAAUCAACUCGUUGCGAACGCAGGCGGAGGAAGCGCGUGAGCGCCUUACUGAGUUCAACGAGGCGAUUGCCGAAUCCAAGGCCUGGUGUGACGACCUCGUUUCGGGAUACAACGGGCUGGAACUGGAGCUUGAACAGGAGCUUGCGCUUGAGCGCGCGACUGCCACGAAAGAAGUCAAACUACUAGCGCAAGAGUCUGAACGGCUGCGUUUCGCACGUACACAGCUGAUGGCGGAGCUCUCGCGACAGCGGGCGGAGCUCGGUCUCCCAAAGGAAGAACACACACGCACCGAGGAGGAAUGCCAGAUGGAGCACCUCCGUGAUAAUGUGGGGCCGACCGACCUGGAGGAGCGAGAGGCACGACCGGACGAGGGUGGGAGUGUGCAAGUCACGCGAGAGCAGCUCGACUACGGCAUUCAGGUAGAGCAGGAGGCCUGGGAUGAGCCAAUUGUGGAAGGGACUGAAGAACAGGAGGACCAAGACGCACAGGAGGAUCAGAUGAUGUUGAACGGUCAACUCAGGGAGAGCGAGAACUUCGGAAACGUCGAGCAACCCGAGCUAGAGAAGGUCCGCAAGGCGCUUGACCAAGAGGCCGAGGAAGAGAGCGGCAAUAUGCGACAGACGCAGCUGUUGCAAAGCGACGGGACGCCAUCGGAUGAGCGCGACGACGCACACGAUCCAUUGGAUGAGCAAAGUGGCGUAGCCGAGCAGGAUCGUGCAGAGCAGCUGGGAGAUUACCUGGAAGACAGCGGGGAGAGAUUCUACAAGUUUCUGAGGGAGAUGACUAGCAGGGCAGGGGACGAGCGAGACCAGGAGAGCACGACUGGCGAGGACGCCGAGCGUCAGAUCAGCGAGCCAGACGCAGACGAGGAGAGCGAGGCAGACAGUGAUCAAGCGCAGCGAACAGACGACCUGACAGCCUGGCGGAGAGUGCGAAGAGUGCUAAGAGCGUUAUGGACAAUGUGA